AUGGGAUUAAAAAAAUAUUAUGAGAUUGAAGAAGAAACUCCUUAUCACAUCAAAGGAUUUGAUGAGGCUAAUAUUACAUUAUUAGUUUGUUAUUCUUUCAAGAAAUCCCGGCCUAUACUUGCGGCACAAAUCAGACCAUUACGAGUUGACGUAUAUGGUGAACCUAGGAAAUCUGCUCGAACCAAGGAUUCUCAAUGGGUGCGUUCGAAUUUCUUUGCAGUUUUACAUAAUCCCGACACACGUCAACCUUUAGUUGUAACCGCACCUUUACAUUGCGUAUUGGAAGGAACAAUUAUGAAAAUGGUGGUGAUGAUUUGUAAACGAGAUGGAAUUGAUUUCAGAUUUUGGUUUCCAAAUAUUGAAGAUAUUUCUCAAUGGAAAGGAGCAUUUAUAACGAGUACUUCACGACUUGUUCUUCCAAUUGAAAUGAUGCGAUUUCGUGAUGGAAGACCAAUGGAGAAAUUAUCUACAGAUGAUGAAACAAUUGUACACAUUAAAAAUGAAGUUGAAAAAGAAAUUUUAAAUAGAGCUUUUCGUAUUUUAUAA
Diversispora eburnea is the source of this 546-nucleotide messenger RNA. The record is from the annotation of a GenBank genome assembly. Lineage: Eukaryota; Fungi; Glomeromycota; Glomeromycetes; Diversisporales; Diversisporaceae.